This is a messenger RNA of Cyprinodon tularosa, 531 nucleotides long. RefSeq names its product T-cell surface glycoprotein CD3 zeta chain-like. The transcript has 7 exons. NCBI's taxonomy places the organism in Eukaryota, Metazoa, Chordata, Actinopteri, Cyprinodontiformes, Cyprinodontidae. Gene Ontology annotation, biological process: cell surface receptor signaling pathway. The record is from RefSeq and is a predicted model, not a curated record. Gene Ontology annotation, molecular function: transmembrane signaling receptor activity. Bases 76 to 531 code for a protein of 151 amino acids. Gene Ontology annotation, cellular component: membrane.
GACGAGCUCGCUUCACUUCGCCGCCGCCGCUGCAGAACCCGGAGCUUCAACAACAACCGUAGCGACUGCUCUGAGAUGGACCGGACCCUGGUACCAGGCCUGCUGGUUCUGGCCUCGGCGCUGCCCUCCGCAGAGGCGCUGAGCAUCUCCGACCCGCAGCUCUGCUACAUCCUGGACGGCUUCCUGGGCCUCUACGGCCUCAUCAUCACCGGCAUGUUCAUCAAGGAGAAGUUCUUCAGAACCAAAGGAAAGGGAGGAGAGGACAACCUCUACGCUGGUCUUACCCGGCCCACCAAUGACACCUACGCACCUCUGAACCCGGAUCCAGAGAGACCAGAUAAGCGCAGGCAGAACCGCGUGAGGGAAGAUGACACGUACACGGGUCUGGGUCCACGGGCUGAUGCGACCUAUAAAGAACUUCCUGUUCGGAGAGAGCGCCAGAGGAAGAACGACCAGGUCUACCAGGGUCUGAGUGCGGCCACCAGAGACACCUACGACGCCCUGCAGAUGCAGCCACUUCCCGCUCGCUAA